AUGAACCAAAGUGUACCAGCAGUGUACCAAGUUCACUGAUAGCACUGGAUUGGGUGAGAUGCCAGAGGAUCCUGCUGCCAUCCAGAGGGCCCUCAGCAAGCUGAGGACACCCUAGAAGUGCCAGGUCCAGCUCUGGGCUCCACAGUGCGAGAAAGACAUGGACAAACUGGAGAGAGUCCUGCAAAGGGCUAUGAAGAGAAUGAAAUGACUGAAGCAUCUCUCCUAUGAGGAAAGGUAGAGGGAGGUGGGGCUGUUCAGCCUGGAGGAGGCUCAGAGGCUCUCGGUGGUGCCUCCUGACAGGACAGCAGGCAAUAUUUGCAUUUUCAGGCUAAACAGGGAGGAAAUCCUAGCCAGUUUCAGUGGCUGGUCAGCGUGGCAGCCCUGUUUGCCUCUGACAGCUUCUGUGCACAACUGGAAAAUGCCAGGUGGAAGUGCUUCUGCUUUCACCCGUUUUCCUGCUUUUGUAGAGAGUCUGGUGUCUGAGGAUAGUACAUCAUGCCCACAGUCUGCACCGAGCAGUGUCUGUGCCCAGCUGCUGCCUUCACCCCCUCCCUGCCACAGCUGGAGCACUGUGUUUGCUGCAGGGAAACUGAGGCACGAACUGCUGCCACUCAGGAGGCACCAAAACCCUCCUGGCCACCCCAAGCCCGCGGUCCCCAUGGGGCUGUGUGCCUGGCAAUUUCCUGCAGCUUCCGAUGUGGUGCGGGGCUGAGUUAUGCCUGGACUUCCCCACACUCGCCAGCACCUCUGUGCCACUCGACGUGGCAGCAGUGUGUGCCCCCAUUGGAGGGGCUCACGCCAAAGGCAGUGCCAGCACCCCCUGGUAUCUCCGGGGUGCUGAGUGCACUCGCCCUGUCAAGGUGGGAGGCAGAGCAGGCAGCAGGAGGCGGCGCUGCUCAUACCUGCCGCACCUGUGGCAGCGGGAUUCCCUCCGCCGCUGCUUUCGCUUUCCUGUUUCCAGAGCCAUCAAGCCACGGAUUUUCCUGCCAACCUGAAAGCAGAAUCAUGCUGGGCAGGCAGCAUAAAAAGCCGGGGAGAUGGGGCAGCCAGGCAGCCACAGCAAACGAGAUAAAACAGAUCCCUGGAACCAGCCACGAGUACAGCAGCCCCUCUGCCAAGAGAGCCACCCGCAGCAACGCCGUCAGACGUCUCUCCAUCAGCAAUUCAGCCCAGAGUACUCUGGUUUAUCCUCUCCAGAUUCUUGCACUGCAGCCCAUUCAUCCCAUCGUAACCCACUCACCGUCAGACUCUCAUUGGCAAAAUGUUGUGCCUCAGCUUCACCUCACUGCUUGUGCUGGUGCUGGGGGUCAGCCUUGGGGCUGCCUUCCCCCAGGGCGCCCUGAAGAAGAGCUGCAGCUUGUCCAAGUACAAGUUCAUCAUGCGCCAUGAGAUGAAGGCUGCACGGAAGAUGACGGAGCAUUUUGAGAACAUCAAGCUGCAGUCGGACCGCAAAUGCAACACUCGGCUCUUCCAUCGGAAAUGGAAAAUAGCGGAUCUGUCGGUGCCUGACAGAGUGAUCCUGGUGGAAGCUGAGCUGAACCUCACCAUUGCCAUGCUGGAGCUCCCCACCGUCCCCAGUUUUGAUGAGGCACGCCAGCGGCCCCUGGCCUUCCUCACCCAAGUCCGGGAGGAUCUGCGAGGCUGCAUGGCCAUGGAGGCCACUUCACAUCAGCCCUCGGGGAGACUGAGGCACUGGCUGCAGAAUCUGCAGACAGCCAAGAAUACAGAGACCACGGGCUGCCUGGAGGCCUCUGCCAUCCUCAACAUCUUCCAAGUGCUGGAGGACCUGCGGUGCACAGCCCGCCGGGAGCAAUGCACUUAGCCCCAUCAGCACUGCAGCCGGCAUGGUGCUCAAUUGCCCCAAAGGAUGCCCCGAGGACCUGGAAAAAUUAUUUGCGUUGCAUCAUUGGACUGUAUUUUCUAUUUAAGCAUUUUUCUUAGUUAUGUGAGCUCAGAGAGCUUUUUUUUUUCACAGUCUUUUAAAUUAUUGUGUAUUUAUAAAUGGUUCAGGAAGAGAUAAAGAAAUGCUGUUCCUGAAAGAUACUCAUCAUCAGGGAUUAAUGUAUUUAUUAGAUGUACUUGUUUUGCUAGUUUUCAAAAUAUUUACUGUUUUUAAGAAAAUAUAUUUUUGUACCUUCUAUUUAUUACAGACUAUAUUAUGUAUAUUUGCCUAUAUAAAUUAUUUUUUUACAUGCUAUUUAA
Columba livia (rock pigeon) is the source of this 2202-nucleotide messenger RNA. RefSeq names its product interferon lambda-3. Gene Ontology annotation, biological process: defense response to virus; innate immune response; positive regulation of immune response. The coding region runs from base 1262 to 1822 and encodes 186 amino acids. Lineage: Eukaryota; Metazoa; Chordata; Aves; Columbiformes; Columbidae. Gene Ontology annotation, molecular function: cytokine activity. The transcript has 5 exons. The record is from RefSeq and is a predicted model, not a curated record.